AUGUGGCAGACGAUGGUCUCCGAGCCCUGCGUUGCAGAGGACGUGCUGAGAAACCUGCUGAAGCAACGCAUAGGGCCUGAGCACGAUGUCUUUGGCUCACCCCACAGCUGUGUCCGUUCCUGGGCUGUAACCAGCGCCAUGAACAAGAUCUUCCAGCUGCCCUCCAGCAAGAACAUUGCGCUGUUACUUUUCCACAAGCUCUACAUUGCCGUGCUCUUCCAGAUCUCCUUCAUCCAUGAGUGCACACUGCAGGACUUCAGCAGCGGCAGCAGUCAGAUGGGGGAGUGCGUGUGGCCUUCAGGCAGCUUUCUCAGGACUGCGGUGAUGACCAUGAGAGCUCUUUUCCAACACCUGGGGGGUGCCACUUUGGUUGAAGACAUCCAGAUGCAGGGUGGCUGGGACAGGCUUUUAAGACAUGAGACCUUCCACACAGGUGUUGCUGUGCUGACUAGGGCUCUGGGAAGCAAAGCACCGCUCUUUGGUGCCUCGGUGUUUGAAGAGGCAGUCGUACGUCUCUGGCAGAGACAGAAGCAUGAGGAGAUCACCGCCAUGGCUGUCUUCACGGAGUUGCUGGACUGUGUAGACUUUGAGCAGCUUGUUGAUAACUGCAUCCCGCACCUUCUUCAUUCAACCUGCGCAGCAGUAACUCUGCAAGACCUGCUGCCAGAGGUCAUGCAGCAACUGCAGGAUGCCAACAGCGACAUCAAUAUGCAGGCCAUGACUGUCCUCCGCAACACUCUGCGCCUAGCAGAUGGGCAAGUGGCUGGCCCCAUCGCUCUGCAGCUGCCUGACAGGCUCCUGCCCCUCUUUGACAACUGCACAGGACCGUCCCCCCUCUUCUUCCACCUGCAUGACCAGAACCAGCAUGUGGCUGAGGCCUCUCGGGAAGCCCUCCUUGGUGCUGCCAAGCUCCUGAAGUGGAAGCAGCUCAGGAACCUGCUGGAGACAGCGCAGCCACAGAGGAUUGGCGAGUGCCUGCUGGUGGGGCACAGCAGCAGAGUGGAUGACUACCUGUCCCAGAGCCUGCAAUACCUGCGGAGCCCCCAGGAGCCCCUGCAAGAGGCGGCCAUCAGGUUCAUUGGGCUUGCCGGGCAGCACUUGGUGGAUGGGCGCGAGGAGAAGCUCAAGAUCAUCGAGGCCCUGAGAAGCAUGGAGGGCAACAGCAGCCCUUCGGUCUCCUCCCUGGUGACUGAAACCAUCCUGGUCCUGAGAACUUCCUCCACAUUCAGCCUGCAAGCACUACGUUACCGGCUCCGGAGGGUGUGGGAGAGGAGGCCCCGUGUCCCGAGAGCUGGCUGGCUACGCUGCUGCAGCUGUGCUCAGUGCUGAGCGCUGCUCCAGCCCUCGGGCCCCACCGAGUAACCCCUCUGCUGGACUUUCCCCAAAGAAAGAGCCCUCUUUCUUCACCGCUUGAACGUGUCAAUUUUUUGUGUGAAAACUGAACGGUUAGAAAACACCUAUUAAAAUUGGAUUCACAUUC
This is a messenger RNA of Anas platyrhynchos (mallard), 1480 nucleotides long. The record is from RefSeq and is a predicted model, not a curated record. Lineage: Eukaryota; Metazoa; Chordata; Aves; Anseriformes; Anatidae.